ACCUCGAAUAAUAUUACUUUUUAACACAUUCUAAGUCGCAUCUCCAAUUAAGAAGGAAAAGCGUUUUUCCCCCUUUUAUUUCCAUUUAUAACCAUCUGCUGCUAGAAACAGCUCUAAGUUAUUCGUCUCGCACAAAAAUUUAAACGAUUUCACACAAGAACGCCAAACACAGCCGCCCUGCUAUUUACUGCUUUUCAUAUCAGUCCACUCAUCGUUACUCUAAGUUAUUUCUUUCUACUUGGCUACUCCUCCAGACUGCCCGAGGAAAAGGCAAACAACUUUUAAGGGCAUGAUACAUCUCCGAGAUAUGAAGUAACCAUUAAUCUGAGUUCCUAUUGUGGCAAAAACAUUGGUACUUCAAACGCAAACAAGUCGACAAUCAUGGGGAGAUUCAACUCAACGGAGGUUUCCAUACAUGUUCUUCACUUCCAUAAACUGUUGCGGAACAGAAACAAAAGUGAAAUCGCGGGCGAAUCGCUAGCACUUUUGCUGAUCGAUUUGGUGUCGCUUUUUGGGAAUUCUCUCUUAUGCCUGGUGAUAUAUCGAACGAAAACUUUACAGACAGUUACAAAUCUUCUGAUCCUCGUCCUUGCAAUUUCGGAUAUUGUGAUGGCUAUACUUGGUAUCCCGUUUUCAGUGGCAGUUUUGAUACGUGGUGAAUGGAUAUUUGGGACUCACAUUUGCAGAAUGCAAUGUUUUCUCAUUUACUUCCUGGCAUUUGGGUCGCUUCAAACAAUUACUAUUGUAGCUGUUAACAGGUACUAUCGAGUACUGAAACCAGUAAGGUACAAAAAGGUGUUCACUUUUAAAUCAACUUCACUGAUUCUCUUCCUUGUUUGGUUUGUAACCGCCGCUCUACUGACAAUCCCAUUUCUUGCCGGUGCUAUUGUUCCUGACUUUAGCCCAAGCAAGGCUGCCUGCGUCAUUUUCACCAAACCCGGUGCAAGUAAGCAGGCUGUAAUCGCCGUGAAUGUAGCGCUAGUCUCCAUAGCUGCAAUCAUUCCAAGCGCAGUUAUUUCCUUUUGCUACUUUCGCGUUUUCCGAGCAGUUGGAAAUCACUUCACGCGAGUUAAGCCUACAUUACGAUCACAUCACAGGACACAACAGAGUACGAACAUUAGCGAGAUCAAAUCAACGCGCACUUUAUUUUUCGUUCUUCUUGCUUAUUUUAUUUGCUGGAUUCCAGUAUUCGCUAUAGAGGCCUUACAGACAUUCAUCAUGAAUUGGUGGUUGUUACCCAGAUCUUGCCAUUUACUAUGGACUUUCUGUGGUUGUCUUUCAAGCGCUGUGAAUCCAUUUGUGUUUGGGCUGACAAGUCGGUCAUUUCGACAGGGGUUCAAAGUACUGUUCAGAAGGGUUUCCACGGCGGAUGUGUCUCAGACAAGAAGACCGUCUUUAUUUGUAGUGAAUGAGGGGAUGAAUGCAAUUGAACAAAUAGAGAAAGUCGACAGAGCAAAAAACAGCGAUGAAAAUGAAGAAUAGAGAGAUGGGGAAGUGGUUUCAUAUGUUUAAAGUUGUACUUUUUGUAUUUCUAAACGAAAGGAACUUCGGUCUGGCCAAAAUGGAAAAUAAAACUGUAUAAUUAUUCUUAUUAGCGACAACUUAUAAUAAAGUUGUCUUCGGCAUCGUUAAGCUAAA
Molecule: messenger RNA, 1638 nt
Organism: Nematostella vectensis (starlet sea anemone)
Lineage: Eukaryota; Metazoa; Cnidaria; Anthozoa; Actiniaria; Edwardsiidae
Product: melatonin receptor type 1B-B
Exons: 1
Coding region: 382-1482 (366 amino acids)
Biological process (GO): G protein-coupled receptor signaling pathway
Cellular component (GO): membrane
Molecular function (GO): G protein-coupled receptor activity
Source: RefSeq, a predicted model, not a curated record